Neodiprion virginianus is the source of this 3070-nucleotide messenger RNA. RefSeq names its product ran-binding protein 9 (gene RanBPM). Gene Ontology annotation, molecular function: protein binding. NCBI's taxonomy places the organism in Eukaryota, Metazoa, Arthropoda, Insecta, Hymenoptera, Diprionidae. Gene Ontology annotation, biological process: cytoskeleton organization; cell surface receptor signaling pathway. The transcript is spliced from 8 exons. Gene Ontology annotation, cellular component: cytoplasm. The record is from RefSeq and is a predicted model, not a curated record. Bases 18 to 1889 code for a protein of 623 amino acids.
CUCCGCGGUGAUUCGAGAUGUUCGAAAUUCAAAAGUCUAGUAACUUGUCGGCCCGCGCGUGUGGCAGCAGUGACUCUUGGCCAGCCUGUCUCGCUGAACAGCAGGGAGAGCUAGUGGUGGGGUUGAGAAUGACAAAGAUGGCAGCAACCAGUGAAGAGCGGAGCGCUAUGGAGCCUUCAGGUACAAAUUCAGGGCAAAGUCAGCCAACCGAUCGUUUAAAGAUGCUCUACCCGAUGGUGAACGAAGAAGAAACGCCGCUGCCGCGAUCCUGGAGUCCAAAGGAUAAGUUCAACUACAUAGGCCUGUCGCAAAACAACCUCCGUGUCCAUUACAAAGGUUAUGGAAAAACACAUAAAGAUGCAGCAAGCGUCCGUACUAUGCAUUCAAUACCGGCAGCAUGUGGCUUAUAUUAUUUUGAAGUGAAAAUAGUGAGCAAAGGUCGAGACGGUUACAUGGGAAUUGGUCUGUCCGCUCACGGCGUAAAUGUAAAUAGACUUCCUGGAUGGGAUAAAAAUUCUUACGGUUACCACGGCGAUGACGGGCACAGUUUUUGUUCAUCCGGAACGGGUCAGCCGUAUGGUCCGACAUUUACAACAGGAGACGUUAUUGGAUGCGGAGUAAAUUUGGUGGACAACACCGCUUUUUAUACAAAAAAUGGACAUCAUCUUGGAAUAGCGUUCACUGACCUUCCUCCAAACUUGUAUCCAACCGUCGGACUCCAAACACCGGGAGAGAUCGUCGAUGCAAAUUUUGGUCAGGCUCCUUUCGUAUUCGAUAUCGGUGACAUGAUCAAUGAGCUGCGUGUCAGAACGCGAUUGCAAAUAAUAGAUUAUCCAACGCCUGAUCAUGGCCAAGGACAAUGGCAGUCUGUCCUACAUAAAAUGGUAUCGACGUAUCUUGUCCAUCACGGAUAUUGCGCGACUGCCGAAGCCUUUGCCAAUAGCACUGGACAGGUCUUUGAGGAAGAGAUAAAUUCUAUUAAGAAUAGACAAAGAAUUCUAAAGUUGGUUUUAGCGGGACGAAUGGGUGAAGCUAUAGAGCUAACAACCAGGUUAUACCCUGGUCUAUUAGAUCGAGAUCCAAAUCUUAUGUUCGCCCUAAAGUGUCGUCAAUUUGUCGAAAUGGUAAAUGGUAGUGAUUCAGAGGUGUGCCAGACUAGCGGCAGCGAAAACCAAACUAGCGUUAUACAAUCGACCAAAGCGUAUAAUACAAAAACAUCGACAAACGGUAGUGUAGAAGAAAUGAACUUAAAUAAUACUCUGAAUGGUGCUGGCGAUCAACAAAUCAUCAAUGGGCAAAUCGAGGAUGAUGUCGACAUGGAAGAAAAUAGUCCAAAUGGCAUCAAUGGUGUCAAAACUGGCAACGGAUAUCAAAAUGGCGACCUAAACACUAACGGACACAAGUGUGAAAACGGGGGCUUUGAAGAUAUGGAGGUAGACAAUUCAAAUCAAAAUCAGCAACAAAAUGGCAGUAGUAGUAACAACGUUGAUAAUCCGAGCAGUAAGAGUAACAAGAAAUUACUGUGCGGAGGUAACAAACAGGCGGUCGAAAAGAUGUUGGAAUUCGGAAGGCAGCUGUACUCCCAGUCUAUACACCUAAGGCAACAGCACGGUAAAAAUGAUGCGAAUAAAAAAAUGCUCCAAGAUGCAUUUAGCUUGUUGGCAUAUUCGAACCCGUGGAGUUCACCGGUAGGGUGGCAAUUGAAUUCCCAACAGAGAGAAACUGUCUGUGAUAGGCUGAACUCCGCGAUACUUGAGUCCAGUAAUCUACCGCGACGACCCCCACUUGAGGUUGCCGUGUCACAUGCCAGAGAGUUAGUUCGCUUAAUGUCAAGCGCGGGUCUUGGUGCCUGUGGUUUUGCUGUCGUGGAUAAUAUUGUUCAAUAUUGACGGUCCCGACCCCUGCUCCACCGGCCGCCUCUUUUGCCCGCUCGAGUGUGGGUACGAAGGCGAAACGUGGAGCAGAUUGUUUUGCUAACUCAGCAACAUCGCGACAUCGCGUUCCUCUUCAGAUAGAGCGAUCCGAUAUAUCGUCGAUCUUGUUGUUAUGGGCUCGAUCUCACUACAAACAACAAUAAAAUAUUAUAUAUAUAUAUGUAUACAUACAUUCAGACCUGCCAACCAAAACAUAACGAUACGGUUUUUUAGCUCCAAACGAUAAAUUGCUUUCUUAGAGAUAUAAAGAUUAAAAACAAACGAAAAACCAACUAAAAAACGCAUCUACGGUGACUGUCGUCAUAGACCAAUUUAAUUUUUUUUUUUUUUUUUUCUUCACCUCGUUCCCGGAUUCAUCUCGUUCAAAAUGUAUCUUUUUUUUCUUUCGUUUUGUCAAUCGCAAUUGAUUGGCGAAAUUCUCAAGCAGGCCGAGAAUUAGCAAAAAAUAAUAAACUUAUAUUAUCUUCUCACGUAGUGCUUUUUUUUUUUUUUUUGUUCCCUUAUAUGUCGUUACUUGUUUCUUUUUUUCCGUAAUAUUCAUCGAUUGUCCCGAUACAACGAUGCGUUAUACAUUUUCGAAAUGUGGCAUUGAUCGUUUAUGAUUUAUAAUUCCUUAUUAAAAAGAAAAUAAUUUCUCACUGAAUAGUUUUAGACUUUAUAUAUGUACGUUACGUUUAUAAUUUCACUGAAACGAACGAAGGAAUAAUGAAUUGGAAAUUGAAACGACUAGAAAUUCUGGGGGCGAGGAACUAUAAAUAAUGUUUUUUAAAAAAAAGUACGAAAACAAUACAUUCAUUUAGAGAGAAUAAAAAACAAAAAACUUCAAUUGAACAACAAGUAAAAGAAAACAAGGUCUUAUGUUUAUAUAACUAAUAUACGAGUACGAUGACACCAUAAAAGAGAAGCAAAAAAGAGAAACGAAGUGAAAGCAAGAAAAAUUGAUUACUUAACUAUGAAUCGAACCCGUUACUCUAUACUAAGUAAUUGUUUUUUAUAUGCGACAUAGUAUAUUAUUAUAUUGUAUAUUAUUAAAAGAAAGUGAUUUAAAGAAAAAAAAAAAAGAGCAGACGAAGAAGAAGAAGAGACGAUGAAGAAUAAUGUGAAUACCGCAUGCGGAUAGGGGAGUAAAAGCGUGC